This is a messenger RNA of Nothobranchius furzeri (turquoise killifish), 3163 nucleotides long. It is a transcript of the gene rundc1, whose product is annotated as RUN domain containing 1. The record is from RefSeq and is a predicted model, not a curated record. NCBI's taxonomy places the organism in Eukaryota, Metazoa, Chordata, Actinopteri, Cyprinodontiformes, Nothobranchiidae.
AGCACCUGUUUGUUCGGCGAUGUCUUUUUUUUUUUUUUUUUUUUUGUCUUCGGCGCGCUACUAGACAACUAACCAUCUGAAACACGGCGGUAACAAACUGAGGACCAACAGUAAAGGGCUGGAGUAAACUACGUCGUCCAACAUGUCCACAGAGGAGCUGUCAGCCUCGGACAGCGAGGCUGUGUUCGCCGGCGCAGGAGAGCGAUGGGCACCGGUGGGCGCUGUGGCCAGCCCCGAGGAUGAGAGCGGUGGGCAGCCGAGACUAAGAGGAUUAUUGUCGGCCUCCGAUGAAGAGAUGGCCGCCCGGUUGAGGAAGCUCGAAGAGGAGCAGGACCUGCUGAAUUCUUCUCUUCUCGCUCUGACCUCUCACUUCGCUCAGGUUCAGUUCCGACUCAAGCAGAUUGUCCACGCCCAGAGCGAAGAGAAGGAGAGGAUGCUGGCGGAGCUGGAGGACUUCGCCUUCAGGGGUUGCCCUCAUGUCCUGGGCUGCAGAGCUCAUGAUGCCAAACAGCUGGAGAACUCGAGUGAGCGGGAGAAGAGGGAGCGCCUAGAGGCUCAGAGGGAAAAACAAAAGGAUCUCAUUUUCCAGCUGAAAACGCAGCUGGACGAUCUCGAACGCUUCGCCUACCAGGAGGGCAGCUAUGACUCGUUGCCGCAGUCUGUUGUCAUGGAGAGACAGAAGGUCAUCAUUGAUGAACUGAUCAAGAAGCUGGAUGUGAAUCUGAACGAGGACAUUGGGAACUUGUCACCUGAGGAGCUGAGGCAGAGAGUGGACGCCGCCAUUGCUCAGAUAGUGAACCCGGCGAGAGUCAAAGAGCAGCUGGUCGAGCAGCUGAAAACCCAGAUCAGGGACCUGGAGAUGUUUAUCAACUUCAUUCAGGAUGAAGUGGGGAACCCUCUCUUAUCAGAUGGUGGACCCAGUCAGCAGCCGAAAGCAGCAGGGACCAAAGCAGGAGUAAAAAAGAAAGCAGUAGAUCAGGAUCAGGCCCAGAGGAUGCAUGAGACCGGCCUCCAGCUCAUCCAGAAGGCCCUUGCUGUGCUGCAGAUCUUUGCUGCGAGUCAGUUCGGUUGCUCCACCGGUCACGUCCCACAGAACAUGUGGUCUCAGGACUCCGCUGGGUUGGACUAUGGGCCUCUGCUGCAGCGUCUGGAGGCAGCUGUAGAGAAGGUCCGAGUGUUGGGUUCACGCAGACAUCCUUCUGUUGAGCAUGUGGUCAGCUACACCAGCACAUCCCCUCUCGGGGCUCGAGAUGAGCUGACGACAGCUGUAAGGAAGGAGCUGGCGACUGCCCUGAAGGACUUAUUGGCUCAUGGCCUCUUCUCACCUUCACAAACCAUGAGUUUGGUGUUGGCGCCCAUUUCCUGCCUUCUGCCUUACAGACCUGCCCCACAAACAAUGCACCCAUGGGAACUCUUUGUGAAGUACUACCAUUCCAAAAACGGUAAGGCGUUUGUGGAGUCACCGGCCCGCCAGCUCUCUCAGUCCUUCAGCCUAAAUGUAGGCAGCGGCCCGGGGACCGUCACACCGAAGCAGUCCUUCCUGUGGGCCAUUCACGCGGUUCUGAAAGAGCAUGGACGGUACAAAAGAGGACCGGACACGGAGUUCAAAGCUCUGGUGUGCAUGGCUCUGAAUGAGCAGCGGCUUGUGUCGUGGCUGAACCUGCUGUGCAAAUCCGGUACUCUGAUACACCCGCACUACCAGUCCUGGAGCUACAUGGCCCAGACCGGCUUUGAAGGAGCACUUCGCAUCCUGGGUCGCAUCAGCCACCUCAGAUUCAACCUCCCAAUGGACUUGGCUGUACGACAACUGAAAAACAUUAAAGAUGCUUUCUAAUGAGGCAAGAAGUCAAAGACAAAUGGGAGAAUGAAGUCCUGUUGUUGAAGCUUUUUAACAGCUAAACCACACUGCUCUUAGCUAGUGUUCAGGACCAAAAGCGUGACCAUGUGUUUCAAAAAUGUUAACUUUUAAACAUUAUGUAAGCAUCAACCAUCUAAAGUGAAGUCUGUGGUAUUGGCAGUACCUGCAUGGAUGUUGUGUAAUCUGGAUAUUCCACUUUAAGAUGCCCAACUGUCCGGAAGACAGAGCUGCUUGUACCGUAAACAUGCCUUAGAGUUGGGACUGAGAUUACCUCACCCUUCGUAAGCCUUCUGGACCUUUGUGACCUGUGCUCAGCCUACCGUAUCAUCCUACCUGAUAGUGCCCUGACCUAUGCAGCACACCUGUGCAGUAGUGAGAUUUGUUUUGUGGCUUCCUAUUGAGCAGGUCCAGGAAGAAAAUGAAAGGACAGAAACUUUGCGGGUUCCUCGGGAACUGGGAUCGUUCACUGGUUGUAGUCAGAAGUGCGUCGGUCACAGUGUUUAGCAGGUGAGCCGUCUGUAGCAAACUGGUGACGCUAAAGUAAAAGCACUACAGUUAGCUUUAAAAGUGUCUUACAGUUUCCACCUGAGCACAUUUUCUGUGUUGUGUAUCAGCUUUCAGUUGUAUUUAAUGUAGCUUCUCCUUUUUGUUUUUGUUGUGUGUGUGCGCGUGCACGUGUAUGUGUUUGCGUGUGUGUUAGCAUUUUGACCCUGUUUGAGCUGCUAACCGGGAUAUGAGCAUGUCUCAUAUUUACGGAAUUGUGGGAUGUAAAAGCUGUAGUUUUAUUCCAGAUGGUCUUUUAUCUUCCAGAAACAGCCGAGCUGCGUAAACCAUAAAUUUAUUUAACGAAUGUAUAACUAGAGAUGCUAUUCCACUGAAGUUUGUGCGUAUUUGCUGCAUGUUUUGCAAAUGCUUUUGAAAGGAAAACCCCUCAGUGUUCCUGUGACCAUGUACGUAUCAAACCCACACAUGUAUUUCCAGAGUUACACACCCAAUGUUUCUUGUAGCGCACCGUUACAAACUUACUUUCUGUGUGGGGCAAAUGAUGUAUAUUAUGCUUGUUAUUUUCUCUUUUGUUGUUCGUCUUUUUAUUUAUUAAUCUGAUUAAAGACAUUUGAACGCUUCGGCGUAGCUGCUGUAAACCGUAGCAGUUCAGUCUGGAAGCCAAACAUGACAUUUUUGCAGUUUUUUAAAUCGCUUUAAUCACAGAGAAAAUGUGGGGAGAUAUGAAUUGUGUUGGUUCUAGUUUUUAUUGUAUUUAAUGUAAAGCUACAGUUGUAUUAAUAAAUUGAUGCUAAAAGAAAA